This is a messenger RNA of Saccharomyces mikatae IFO 1815, 1155 nucleotides long. RefSeq names its product NAD(+) diphosphatase (gene NPY1). The coding region runs from base 1 to 1155 and encodes 384 amino acids. Gene Ontology annotation, molecular function: metal ion binding; NADH pyrophosphatase activity. The transcript has a single exon. The record is from RefSeq and is a predicted model, not a curated record. Gene Ontology annotation, cellular component: cytosol. NCBI's taxonomy places the organism in Eukaryota, Fungi, Ascomycota, Saccharomycetes, Saccharomycetales, Saccharomycetaceae. Gene Ontology annotation, biological process: NAD+ catabolic process; NADP+ catabolic process.
AUGUCUACCGCCGCAACUUUUUUUGGUCAGCAGGUUUUGAACCGAGUUUCCUUCUUGAGAUGUUCGAAAGAGUUCAUCAAGAAAUCAUUAAACCAUGACUCUACCGUUUUUAUUCCUUUCAUUGAGGGGGAAGCGCUGAUUUCACCUGAGAAUGGUGAUUUGGUUCAGUUGUCUAAGUCUACAAAUUCCUCUACAAAGAUUUUAUCAACAAUAAUUCCUUUAUACACUACACUUUUGAACACAACUCGAUCAAGAAGCGAUGAGUCUGGUAUCAAUUUAACAUUUUUAGGUCUUCUUGAAAAUACAGAUUCCACGUUUAACUUUGAAUUGUCCAGCAACUCCUAUAAAGGAACACCAUACUUUGGGUUAGAUAUUCGUGUUUCUGAGAGCACUCUCUUCAAGAGUGCCGAUUUCGAGCCAAUCUUUUCCUUCCCGAAGAUGACUAGAGAUCACAUCUUCAAGCAAACAAAUAAAGACGCCUCACUCUACUCACAAGGUAGAAUGUAUUUAGAUUGGCUAGCCAAGUACAAGUUCUGUCCUGGUUGCGGAUCAAAAUUAUUUCCAGUAGACGCUGGAACCAAGCUUCAAUGUUCUAAUGAAAACAAAGGUGUACACUGCAAUGUGAGAGAUGCAAAUGUUAACAAUGUUUGCUUCCCAAGAACCGAUCCAACCGUUAUCAUAGCUAUGACUAAUUCAGACUAUUCGAAGUGUUGUCUUGCAAGGUCCAAAAAGAGACAUGGUAAUUUCGUAUUGUACUCAACAAUUGCGGGUUUUAUGGAACCAUCUGAAACCAUUGAGGAGGCCUGUACUAGGGAAAUAUGGGAGGAAACAGGUAUAUCAUGUAAGGAUAUUGAUAUAGUCCGCUCACAGCCCUGGCCUUAUCCUUGUAGUUUGAUGAUCGGCUGUUUAGGUAUUGUUAAAUUCAAUGGCCAAAAUGAAAUUAUCAACCUGAAUCAUGACGACGAAUUAUUGGAUGCUCAAUGGUUUGAUACAAUAGAAAUCAUUCAAGCUUUGGAUAAGUAUACUGGUGGGUUUCGGGUUCCAUUUAAAAAUGAUAUUAAUUUGCCUGGAAGUACCACCAUUGCCUUCCAAUUAAUCAAACAUGUCUGCGAAAAACACAAAAGAUUACAUUCGACCUCAGCAAGCCAUUUAUAG